Lathyrus oleraceus (garden pea) is the source of this 1772-nucleotide messenger RNA. Its product is annotated as putative pentatricopeptide repeat-containing protein At1g12700, mitochondrial. The coding region runs from base 136 to 1407 and encodes 423 amino acids. The record is from RefSeq and is a predicted model, not a curated record. The transcript has 2 exons. Gene Ontology annotation, molecular function: protein binding. Lineage: Eukaryota; Viridiplantae; Streptophyta; Magnoliopsida; Fabales; Fabaceae.
GCUGUUGAUGCUGUUUCCUUGUUCAAUCGAUUGCUCCAAACGAAACCCACCCCACCCGCCAUUGAAUUUGGCAAGAUUUUAGGUUCUCUUGUCAAAGCCAAACAUUAUUCCACUGUUGUUUCCCUUUCUCAAAAGAUGGAAUUGAGUAGAGUUACUCCUGAUUUUGUAACUCACAACAUCAUCAUCAAUUCUCUCUCUCAAUUAGGUCAUAUUACUUUUGCUUUUUCUGUUUUGGGGAAGAUUCUCAAGAGGGGUUAUCUCCCAGAUGUUAUAACCUUGACUGCAUUCAUCAAGGGUUUCUGUCUCAAAGGUGAACUUCAUAAAGCAUUGCAAUUUCAUGACAAGGUGGUAGCUCACGGAUUUCAUUUCGACCAAGUUAGCUAUGGGACAUUGAUCAAUGGUUUAUGUAAACUUGGAGAAACAACUGCAGCACUACAGUUGCUCAGACGAGUUGAUGGAAAGUUGGGUCAACCUGAUGUGGUAAUGUACACUACGAUUAUUGACAGCAUGUGCAAAGAUAAACUUGUUAACAAUGCAUGUGAUUUAUAUUCUGAAAUGGUUGCUAAGAGAAUUUCUCCUAAUGUUUUCACUUUUAGUAUAUUGGUUGAUGCUUUUUUUAAGGAAGGAAAGGUGAAAGAAGCACAAAAUGUGUUAGCUAUGAUGAUUAAAAAAGACAUUAAACUUAAUGUUGUUACGUAUAACUCUUUAAUGAAUGCAUAUUGUCAUGCAAAUGAAGUGAGCAAGGCCAAUGAUAUAUUCAACAUUAUGUCCAAAAGGGGAGUGAUUGCUAAUGUUUGGAGCUACAAUACCAUGAUCGUUGGAUUUUGUAAGGUUAAAAUGGUGGAUGAAGCUAUUAAUCUCUUCAAAGAAAUGCAUUGCAGAACAAUCAUACCAGAUACCAUAACUUACACAUCCCUUAUUGAUGGUUUGUGCAAAUCGAGGAAAAUCUCACAUGCUUGGGAGAUUGUCAACGAGAUGCAUGAUAGAGGUCAACCCCCGGAUAUAAUUACUUAUAAUUGUUUAUUAGAUGCUUUGUGCAAAAAUCAUGAUGUUGAUAAGGCAAUUGCUUUAUUUAAAGAAUUUAAAGACAAAAGUGUGUGCACAUACACUAUUCUUAUCGAUGGAUUGUGUAAAGGUGGAAGACUAAAGGACGCGCAAAAGGUUUUUGAAGAACUUUUGGUCAAGGGUUACAAUCUUGAUGUCUAUAUAUAUACUGUUAUGAUCCAAGGAUUUUGUAACAAUGGCUUGUUUGAUGAAGCGUUGACUAUGCUGUCAAAAAUGAUAGACAAUGGUUGCAGUCCGGAUGCUCGUACUUAUGAAAUCAUUAUUCUUUCCCUAUUUGAAAAUGAUGAAAAUGAUAAAGCUGAGAAACUUCUUCUUGAAAUGAUUAUGAGAGGUCUACUAUGAGACUAAUAAUAGAGCGAACCAAAUCAGCACAAGCUGAUAAACAUUUUCUAGGAUUGCUCUAAUUGGUUGAGGAAGUGCAUCAAAACUUGUUACUUACUGUGAUGAUAUACAUUGCCAGUAUGUCAUCUUACUUACACUUCUUGAAUAUGAUUUGGUGAAAUCAUAUUCUAAUAAAAAUUUCAUGAAUGGUUCUAAUAUUGUAAGCUGUCAUUGAGAACCAUAAUUUAGAGGGGUAUUAGGGGAAACUUAUGGUUCUUAUGAGUUAGAUAUUGACAAAGGUAGACCAUAUUUGUUUAUGAUUUUUCGAUAUGUAUGAAUGUCAAAUACUUGUUUAGCCCAUCAUAUUAAGAAUGCAUAAGUUCUAC